GAUACGUGCAGGGGCGCAUGUCACAUGAUUUUUAAAGUAACUCGCGCGACUCGAAGGGAUUUCAGCAACAGGCAGGUAAUGGCUGAUGAAAAUUAAUUAAAACUGCAACUAUUGUUUAUCUCGUCAUAAUUUAACGUAGACAAGAAAGAGAACGGUUUUCAUUCGAUUUAAGCAGGAGAUGGCGGCGACUUCUUCAAUGUUGGCCAAGUGCCAAGUACUGUACAGGCAUGCUGUCAAGUUGCAAGUCAUAAGGUGUAGGACGUUUUCAGACAAAGGAUGGUUCCGGUCAAUGUUUGUGCCCAAGAUGGAGACCAGGAAAGAUGCCCACUCCAACCUGCUGUCAAAGAGCGAGACCAGUGACCUCUACAAAAUGCAAUUUCACAAUGUCAAACCAGAGUGUCUGCAGAUAUAUAACAAUCUAGAGGCGGAGGUGCAGAGAAAGCUCCAUUUAGAUCAGGAUUAUCCAUGUGAGGUGGUAGGGAGCUGGAACACUUGGUACGGGGACCAAGACCAAGCUGUGCACCUAUGGCGGUAUACAGGGGGCUACCCUGCAUUGACUGAAUGCUUGACCAAAUUGAACAACAAUCAGGACUAUCUGGAGUUUCGUAAAGAAAGGAGUAAAAUGCUAAUCUCGCGGAGGAACCAGCUGCUCUUGGAGUUCAGUUUCUGGAACGAGCCAACACCCAGACCAGGACCUAACAUUUAUGAGAUGCGCUCGUACAGACUUAAGCCCGGAACAAUGAUCGAAUGGGGGAAUCAUUGGGCGCGGGCAAUCAAAUACAGACAGGAGAACAACGAGGCUGUCGGAGGGUUCUUCUCACAGAUUGGAGACCUUUAUCAAGUUCAUCAUCUCUGGGCUUAUAAAGACCUGCAGUCACGAGAAGAGACCAGAAACUCUGCCUGGCUGAAGGAAGGAUGGGAUUCUAGUGUGUUUUACACAGUGCCCUUGAUUAGAAGCAUGGAAUCCAGGAUCAUGAUUCCUACCAAGGGUUCACCUCUGCAAUAACCAGAGGACAGUGCUAUUUUUCUAUGGAUGAGCACAAUGUAUUGUACCCCCCACACCUCCAUCUCUCUGUUUCUAGGUGCUACACUAUUGACUCCUUCAUAUGCAGGAGCUCAAGAUGGAGCCUCCCUUCCACUGUCAUUACUGUGCUGAAUGUGGUGAGGGAUUUUAUUUAGUUGUUGAAGUAUUAUCUGUCAAUUGAAUUAUGCACCAAGCAAGAGAAAAUUGUUUGUGACUUGAAUCAGCAAGUAGCUGAGACUAUAGCUGCUGUUUGAAUAAAUGAACGGGUCUUAUUGAUAUAUAUGAUUUUGCAGCUUUAGUGUGUCAACAUAGGUAGGAAGGAAUCCAUGCUCAGGAAUAGUGUAUCAGGUAAAACUAACAUAUAGGUCAAAGUAAGAAAAUGUAAAUAUCUUCAUCAGCCAUCUGAAGAAGUCAAUUAGAAGCAAAAGGAGUCAGUUUUUUGUAAUAUGUAUUUUAUACUGUAUUUGUAAUUGAUUGAUUUGUUUUGUGAUUUUUUUCCUCCACGUUAAUCCAUUGAUCAAAAUUUGUUAUGCAUGUUAUUUAACCUGU
Molecule: messenger RNA, 1573 nt
Organism: Esox lucius (northern pike)
Lineage: Eukaryota; Metazoa; Chordata; Actinopteri; Esociformes; Esocidae
Gene: nipsnap1
Product: nipsnap homolog 1 (C. elegans)
Exons: 10
Coding region: 179-1006 (275 amino acids)
Cellular component (GO): mitochondrion
Source: RefSeq, a predicted model, not a curated record